CAUUGGCUAUAUUUCUCGCAGCGAAUAACGUUCAGAGUAAAUAAUACGACGCUGUCUUUUUUGUUAUUAAGGUUAUAUGUGUCAGUGAAAGCAAAUGGAAACUCGUGUUUAGACAGCUCGGUGGACUUGUAGGAAACACAUGCAGCUUUUCAAGCAGCUAAUCUUCUCUGUACAUCUCAACUUGUUACGCUGUGGGAAACUUGUGGCGUUUGAUUCCAUGGUUACAGGCUGAGCCAACCCGGAAGGCGGGUGGACAAUGUGCUCUGGCGUUGCUUAUGUUUCUAAGUCAUCCAGCUGCUUAAUGAAACCUACCCCACCUGCCUAUCUUGUCCUCCAUGCUGUUAUGAAUAAUCUGUGACGUCCCGAAGCGGUUAUGAAAUCCAGUGGUGCAGUGUUCACAAAGAAGAAUCCCUUCCAGCCAGCCUCUUCACUGGGAAAAACACACUACCAUCCUACCCGUAAACAGUGCCUGUCAAAGAAAAAGAGAGAAACAACUUUGAGUCCUGUGCGUUCAAACCAGCCAGCCAAACCACCAUUGGACUCCUUGAGCCCAGAUGAACAGCACCAUCUUGGGAAACCUAAACAGCUUUUUACCUCCUGCCUCCAUCCCAGUGCAGAUGGACGAGCCACUUUUUCAGAAUCCUGGCCUUCCACUGACCUUGGAUCUUCGCCCCCCAACACGAAUAUCGCUUCUAACAUGGGGACACCCAAACCGGCAGGAAAAUCCAUAGUGCCCUUUGUCCAAGGAGAUCAGCAGGAUUCAGUUGUUGCAAAGUACAUAGAACGAUUUCGCUACGGUCGACCACAGAGUCGAGAGGAGCGCCGGCCGAUGGCUUCUGCCACGGAAGAGGAGCUGCUGCCUUUGUGGUGGAUGUCACCCUCAUCUUUACCCCCCAGUGCGACACCAACUCAAGCCACAGACAAAGACGAUGUUAUCCUCCCUCUCAGAGAUAACCACCCACCUGUCGCCCUCAGUCCAGGAGGACAGUUGCCACAUGACACAAGCCCUCCCACGUGCAGAGCAUCCCUUAGUAUUUUGUUAGACACCUCCCAAGGUGACCUUGAUGACACUGAGAUACUGCAGCUACAGGAAAGGGCCAGCCGACUUUUGCAAAAAAGUGAAUGCUCUGCCAGUGAUGGGUCAAUCCCCAUCAGCUCAGAGGGUCUGGGAUGCUCUGAUUUCUCUUCUCCAGUCAGUGUAGAUGAGCCAGUACGAAAACCUUACAUUCCCAGUCUAAAGGAGCCAACCACUGGUGGCCACUCCCAAAAGUCCUCUGUGACUUCUCCCUUGGUGCAGCACACACGCCCAGAAGAGGACAUCUUGUUCCAGUGGCGUUUAAGGAGGAAGAUGGAGAAGGCCAGACAGUGGCCCCAGUGUCAGGGGUACUCCAGUCACCACCACUCCACAUUCAGCUGGCAGAACCCCGGUGUUCAUCAGCCUUUCGUCAGCGGACAGCCUCACGAGAGCAUUCAACGUCCUGAACUCUUACAAACAGUUACCCCCUCAUUCAACCCUGUUCCCCAGAAAGACAACAAGGAAGCCCAUGGACCGUGUCCCUCAGCAACAGAUUCACCUCCCUCCCCACCCUUUCCUGUCUCCAGCCCCUUAGUCUCCAAACUUCAAAGUGGUGCCCAGGUACCUGCCCAUAUGCAUCUCCUCUGUGAUGUCUUGCCCUGCCCCACACAAGCAUCCCAUCACAGCACGCGACAGAGGUGUUCGCAGCACUUAGAUGACUUACGGACCAAAGCUUCUCCCCCCAAAACACAGUCAGCCAACUCAACAGAUAUGUGCUCUUCAGCGUCCACUGAAGAGCCCAUUAGUAAACACAUGUCAUCUCCACCAUUUGCUUCAUCUGGAACUACAGAAGAAGAGUGGCCUGUUCACCACAGGAGAGCUGAGAGCAAUAAUAAGGAGAAAGCACAAACAAAGCCGUCGGAGAAGAAUGAGAAGAGGAUGCCCGUCAGGAAGCAGAAGAAAUCAGCUAGGCAUAUCGGAGAUUGUGAUCGUGCUGAUGGGCCCAGCCACACAAACAGGAACUCUUCAAGUCAUAGCCGAGGUCCCAAAAAGGUCACACCAUGCACAGAGCCGCCGGCCAGCAGAAAUGGAGGUCCAAAGGAGAGCUGUCAGGGGUUUUCCAGUGAAAGCUGUGCAGGCGAUCAUGCACCACCACCUUCUCCAAUCCACAGUGUCUUAGGACAGGUGGUUUCCGAGGUACUGUUCCCUACGCUGGAAUCAUCCUCCGCACCAAAGACUCCAGUCUCCUCGGACUCUGGUUCAUACCCUCCCUCUGCACCUCCACAGUCCCCAGUUCCUCCAGGCGGUGCACAGAAUCCAGUGGAGGUCAUUUCACAGCUGCUGCAGGAGGCUGAAGAUUCAGAUGAAAAGGAGUUUGAAGAUGACCCUUUGUUACAAGUCCUCCGCAAACAGAGAAAAUGGGUGAAGAAGCAAAUUAGUGAGGUGGACUCCUUGUUGGUUGAAUUCCAGGAUGAGAAAUGGGGUGUUUGAACCUUAGCAACAGACGAAGCCAUAGAUUUUUAAAAUUUUAUUAUUAUUUUGUUAGAAUUUUAUACACAAAUAAACAGUGGAUUUGUUCUUUUUUAGGAAUAAAUAUUUCUACAUUAAAAAGCUUGGAAAUAUG
Molecule: messenger RNA, 2639 nt
Organism: Myripristis murdjan (pinecone soldierfish)
Lineage: Eukaryota; Metazoa; Chordata; Actinopteri; Holocentriformes; Holocentridae
Gene: proser3
Product: proline and serine rich 3
Exons: 13
Coding region: 374-2506 (710 amino acids)
Source: RefSeq, a predicted model, not a curated record